AUGGCCCCCUCUGAUCACUGCUGCGCUGGGUUCGUUGACCUCACAAACGACUCAGACGACGACUCAGUAUCCGAUAUCGAAGUGGCCCUACCAGUCGAGCCAAUCGUCAAGGAUGAACCAGACGAGGAACAGGGCAAGAUUGUUCCCAUGGACGUCCAUGCUUCACAGAUCGAGACCACGUCUGUCCAACACGACAACGAGUUGAGAAAGCCCCCGAAGUCAAAUGAUGAAGCGCCUGAUGUCGGGUCGGCUGAGCUCAAUUGCAAGUCAGAGUCAAUCCUGCCAAAUCAGUCAGCCAGUGGACAAAGUGGUAUGCCGCUUGCUCAGCCCAACAUCGAGAAUAUCGACAGCAUAGCAGCCAUUGCCGGGGCCGGGGGCGAUGACUCUGCAAAUCACGGAACUCACAAUGUGCAAUCUGGAAUAUCUCAUGUCAAUCUCAAGCGCGGGCAGGCUGAUGUCGAUCUCGAGGAAGCCCCAGAUGAUGGUUCAAAUAACCACUUCGCCAGCCAUCUCUACGCAGCACCGAUGACACACACCGACCCCUUUCCUGAAUACGACCCCAGUGAACCGCUAGAGAUAGAUUUGCCGGACCUUCAUUCAUCCCCAGACGGGGAUGUGGAAAUGCACGGUCUCGAAGCUAUCCAGCAGUACAACCAAAACAAGGCCAACUUCGAUGAGGAAGAUGACGGUGGGGUCGUCAAUGAUGAGACUGCCGGGAUCUCCACAAAUCCACCAGACAUGGAGGCUGAAGAGUUCGACGAGAUGGAUUGGAAUGCUGUCCUCGACGAGGAUUCGUCAGCAGCGAAUGAAUAUGCCGCCGCGGCGUUUGCUAUUCGCAAGAAAGAGUACGAGCGAAAGGCAGCGGAAGGCUCGAACACUCCAACGGACGACAUCCGAUUUGCUACUGAAAAGGUGGCUGAGCACAGACGCCUCAGGGACAUCGCAAGGAGCAAAAUGGUUGUGGAAGACCCCCCACAGCAGAAUCCCCUACCUGCUGGUUAUGAGGAGGCAGAUUCACUCUUUGUUCCGGAAAUUCCUGAACUGCCGAGCUCGGAGCCGAAGAAGAGAGCAUCCAAAUCUCGCAAUCAUCUUACCAAGAAGGAAUUGCAGGAUGCUAUCUCUGCUGGCAUCGAUGCAGGUUUCGGAAAGCCGAAGAGAAAGGCAGCAACGUCUAACGAAGUUCGUCAGCCGAAGAAGAAAGGUGCAACUAACAAGAACAGAAGCGCUCCGAAUUCGGCACAGAAGAGAGGCCGCAAACAGCGGCCCAAUCUCAGCAAUAUCCAAAGUCUUGGACGAACUAACAUCGUGAGCGCCGCCCAAGCAAACGCUUCGAGACCAGACAUGCCAACUUUCACCUCGUCCAACAAAGACCAGGCGCUUAAAGAACUCAUUGCAAGUAUCCCGUCAGCUGAGCGAGGCACUGCCAGCUCCGACCGAACGGCUGUUUUGGAAGCAACCAAGAAGUUCAAGGGGCGAGGCGCAGUCAGAUCGGAUAACCAUGGAGGAUGGAGACUUCGAGGCAUGGAGUCUUCACUCUACAACCACCAACUUCUCGGUGCUGCAUUCAUGCGUGAACGUGAAACCGGAGAUGCGAAACCCAAGGGUGGGCUGGUGUGUGAUGAAAUGGGGUUUGGCAAAACAAUACAGAUGAUUGCGAAUAUCCUUGACGGCAAGGCGGACGAGGGUAGUGUUGUGAAGACCACCCUGAUCAUCGCACCGCCAACGCUACUCAAUCAAUGGAUGCAGGAAAUGGACAAGCACGUGAAGGGGAACGCCCUAGGUCGGAUUCUCCGUUAUCACUCAGGUUCCCGACUUUACAGCAACAAUAUCGUCGCGGACUUGACGGCUUAUGAUGUGAUUUUGACGACUUAUGGCGAGGUCCAGAAGAGCUAUCCUCUGGCAGAACCGCCCAAGCAUCUGGCCUCCGAAGAGAAAAAGAAUGAGUGGUGGAAGAAGCACUACACCGACAACGUCGGGCCACUUCAUCAAAUCAAGUUUCAUCGCAUCGUCCUGGAUGAAGCUCACCAUAUCAAAAACCACACAUCCAAGACUUCGAUUGCUGUUCGUGGUCUUCAGGGCAACUACAGAUGGUGCAUUACAGGAACUCCCAUCUUGAACUACAUCGAAGAGCUCUUUCCAUACUUUUCGUUCCUCAGGGUUCCCCACACUGGCGACUACGGGACCUUCUGUCACAAUUAUUGCAACAAUCGCAUCAAGAAAGACCCGGUGCAUAUGGGUCGAAUUCACAACAUCUUGAGGGCUAUCAUGCUCCGGAGAACACACGUGGACACCCUCUUUAACGCCCCUAUCGUUAAACUCCCUGGUAUUACACACAACACAGUGGAGGUCGAAUUUAACCCUGUGGAGAGGAACAUCUACAACAUUGUCAAGUCAAGAUAUAUCCAGCAAAUCAAUGCAUACUCGAAAUCUGGCACACUAAAUAACAACUACGGUCACAUUCUGGGCAUGUUGAUGCGUCUUCGAAUGCUUUGUUCUCACAUCAUGCUGUGUCAAGACGUGCUGAAACGAAUGUUCGUCGCAGCAGAUAUCGAGACUUUAUGGAGAUUGACCGCCAAGGAAGUACAGGCUUCUCAAGACACCGUCUCGAUGAACAUGAUGAAAGCUCUAAGAAAGAUGCUCGCCGCUAAUGAGAACACGCUCAAGACGUGUCAGACGAAGGAGCUCGAAAAUGGCGGUACUCCAGAUAUCGAGGAUGACGAUAUUAUGGACACCGGUUCCACUUAUGGGCUUUCCUUCAAGUUCAGAAAGUUCCUUCGGGCGUUGACUGUAUCCGAAACUUGGACCGAAGUACACCUUCGAUCGAUCUGCGCCAAAUGCCGCCUACCGCCCGAUGAUCCGGUGUGCACUUCAUGCUUUCACGUUUACUGCCAAGAAUGCAUCAUCGCCAUGCACGAAGAGAGAAGAGCUAGUGGGGAAGAGAAGACUGCAUGUCUCGAAUGCCAGACUGUAUUCGAGGAGACGUCUUCCUGUGCCGGCCUGAAAGAGCUAGGAUUUAACUCGCGGGAGAUGGCAGCAAAGGUUGAAAAGAAGAAGAGGAAGUUGGCAAAACUCACUCAGAAAGCCAAAGGAGGGGCCAGAAGUGCCAGUCUCGGCCGGGGCAGCGUUGUCUCUGACCAAAACAGUGAGGACGACGAGGAGGAAGAGGUGAAUUGGCUGGACGUCGGCGGCGCACUACUCCCCUCUGCCAAACUUUCAGCGACGAAGGCCGCCAUCCUGAACUGGAGAAGCAAGUACAAGGGACAAAAGAUCAUUGUCUACACCCAAUUUCUCGGGCUCGGUCAUAUUUUCGGCAAUGUUUGCUCCGCAGAGGGAUGGGGCCACGUCCACUUCAACGGUAAAAUGACCAUCGACGCAAGAGAACGGUCCAUCGACAAAUUCCGCGACGAUCCCAACAUCUUCAUCAUGAUCUGCUCUCUGAAGGCCGGCGGCGUCGGCUUGAACCUCAGCAUGGCGAGCAAGGUUAUCAUACUGGAUCUGUGGUUCAACUCUUCCAUCGAAGCUCAAGCAUACUGCCGCGCCUUCCGCAUCGGACAGGAAAACCGCGUCGACGUCCUCCGCUUUGUGGUCAAGGAUUCCAUCGACGAGGAUCUCAUCAAGAUGCAAGACCGCAAGGACAUCGAAGUCACGAGUGCGAUCGGGCCGGAUAGCAUGGGGAAGCGAGCCACCAUUCAGCAGUUGCUCGAGUUGUUUGGCGAGGUGAAAGAGGACGGACAGAAUGAGUUCAUCUUGGUGGAAGACGAGAAUGAAGGAGCGGACGACGACAACAAUGAGGUCGACCUUAGCAAUAGACUUCCCCCUCGGCCAUUCUGA
Fonsecaea multimorphosa CBS 102226 is the source of this 3831-nucleotide messenger RNA. RefSeq lists its product as uncharacterized. The transcript has a single exon. Gene Ontology annotation, molecular function: ATP binding; ATP-dependent chromatin remodeler activity. NCBI's taxonomy places the organism in Eukaryota, Fungi, Ascomycota, Eurotiomycetes, Chaetothyriales, Herpotrichiellaceae. The record is from RefSeq and is a predicted model, not a curated record. The coding region runs from base 1 to 3831 and encodes 1276 amino acids.